AUGACAGCCCGCUCGAGCACCAACAAACCCAAGUACGUCCUGCCGGACGACAACACCUCGAUGCCCUCGGUAAGCGUAUCCCUCAACUGAACACCGCCCUCCUGAAUCCUGAAUAUCGAGCACCUAACCGCAAGAACUCUGCCCGCUCAACCCCGAUUUGCCAGACGCCAAGCUCAUCAUUCCGCCGCUUCGCGACUCGCGUCAAACAAGUCUGCCAACACAUCCUCCCCGCUUCACCCAGUCUGAGCUCUGUUCGUUCAGCCACACCUUCGUUCGAUACUCCCCUCGAUUCUAUUUCGCGACACCUCGUCAGAACCGCGAAGACGACUCCGAGUGGUCGCGCUGUCUCGGGCCCGACGAGUGGCCGACCGAAUCGGCUACGAAAACGAUCGCGAGCUCAGCGCGGUGCCGGCUCGAGCACGACGGCGAACCCGGUAACGCAACGACGUGGCAACGUACAAGAGGAUGACACGCUCGAAAUCGAACGAAACUUGUUGAUUGAGCUCGCUCGGGAACGCAGACAGUAUCAAGUCUCCGAGCGACGUCGCACAGCGAGCAGCAGUUUCUACUCCGCCACCGCCGUAGGGAUCGUCGUCGGAAAGGAGGUCAACUCUCCCGGCGGCUCGUUCAAACCGGCGGGCGUGUCGAGUCUUUUCCGUCGAUCGACGACUUUGCCUUCCCCUUUGCGUCGUCAUCACUCGUGUUACCCGAUUCAUCCAUCAACUCACCAGGACGUCUCGGGCUACCAUGACCCCGAGGACGAUGCCUCCAUUGCGCACCGUCGCAAUUCGUCGAGUUGUCCCUCGUUGCUCAACCAGCGUCCGCUCAACGAGUCGCCGCUUUCCUCGCUCGCUUCGACCUCUUCCUCUGCGCUUAACCCUCCAGAAGAAGAAACCGACAAUAACGAAACGAACGAGAUCCACCACGACUCUACCAUCGACGAGGAUGCGCUUUUCUUCAGUCCCCCUCUUCGUCAUUGUAGCUCGUCCCUCAGCGCUCGCGCCUCGGCGACGGGCAGCGGUACGAGUGAUCUCCCUCAUUACUCUGACGCUCGGACCCCUCCUUUGACCCCUUCGACUCCAAGUACGGUAAUCCACACUCGCUCAUCACCGUCACGUAUUCUCCGUGCUCCAUUGUCACCUCCAACUCCAACCCGCACCCGAACAGAAUUGUCGAAUCAUUACCCUCGAGCAACAAAACGUCCUCCCUUUUCGCUAAGUCUCCCCUCCUUUGCGAAAAGGCGUGCCUCCCUGAUCCGCAAACUCAAAAUCGAAACGGUCAUCGUACCCUCCCAAAAUUCAAGGACAAGCACACACCAUGCACCCCUCCCUCCUUCCCACUUGCGAUCCUCUCCACCUUCCUCAGCUUCCACUUCCCUCAUUCGAGCAAACACGAACAGCCCAACGCAUUCCCGCUCUCGUUCUCGCUCCGUCUUCACCGACGAAGACCUCUUCGGCUUCGGGAUCAACCAAAUCGCCUCCACCUCCACGGAUAAUCUUCUCCAAACCCCUCAUCGAUCUGUUUCCCUAGGCUACAAAAACGCUUUCGCGCGUCUACCUCAAGAUGAAGAUGAUGGUAAGGACGAAGCGGUGAGAUUGGCCGAACAGAGGGAGUGGCAUCAGAAAUUACUCAAAUUUGCGGCGGGGAGGGAUUCGUUCGAGGUUUGA
This is a messenger RNA of Microbotryum saponariae, 1667 nucleotides long. The record is from the annotation of a GenBank genome assembly. Lineage: Eukaryota; Fungi; Basidiomycota; Microbotryomycetes; Microbotryales; Microbotryaceae.